UAAUGACAGCGAUCAUCAUGGCCGCCACGUCAUACGUAAGUUUCAAACAAGUGCUCUUUAUUGGGAGCCUCAUCUUCUACAUUUUAGCACCGAUUCAAGGUGAUAAUGUACCUGUAUAUGAUGAUAAUGGAAAAAAUACAGGUGACUCAUGGGGUUCUCUGGGAAAGUCACAAUUCCAACAUGUUUCAGCCCAUCCAUUAGAAACUGUGGACAUCCUCUUUCAACGAUCAAAGAGGGAAUCAUCAACAUAUUUCCACAAGUAUGAAAUCUUAAAAAACAACUACUCUAUUAUCACCCUUGGAAAAGAAGAAGAUGGAAAGAAAUUCUUUUGUAAGGAAAAUGCUGUUUACACAGCUACCUGCAGGGAACGUUUCUCUUUUGGUUAUAUAAACAGCACCAAUAUGGCCUUCCAAAUAAGAAAUAUAACAUCUCAAGAUGCUGGUCAAUAUUCCUGUCAAGCAUAUUUCACUGGGGCUAACAAAGAGAACGACCCACAAUAUGAACAUGUCUAUUUGAUAGUACAAGAUUAUGCUACAGUUCCCUCUUCUUUGGCUUCCACAACUACAAGUGAUCAUUCUGUUCCCUCUUCUUUGGCCUCCACAGCUACAAGUGAUUAUUCUGGUCACACUGUUCCUGCAACUUCAGCUUUCACAACUACAAGGGAUCAUUCUGGCUGUCUUUCCCGUUUUGUUAUGCUGGCAAUGAUAACCACUCUACAAGCCCUUGUGCCAUAAGAGAAUGUCUCCUGGGGAGCUCCAACAAUGAACGAGUUGCCAGUAAUAGGAUCCCUCUGCUAUGCGCAAAGGGUUCUGGGAUCACCACGGAGCAAAUAACGCAAAUGGCUGUAAAUUUUAGUUUGAUACGUGAAACCGCUGGUAUGCGCCUGCAUCGGUCUUCUGCUCGAGAAUCGCGAAAGAAAAGAAGCAGUAAAAUAUGUCAGAAAAAACAACAGUUGGAGUAACCUUUAUUCUCAUUUAUUCUUCUGUAACUUAGAUGGAAGCGGCAAAGUCUUGAAAUUAUUGUGUGAUGUGUGGAAGGAAGUUAUUUUCAAAAUGCAAAAGAUUGUUCAAGUCUUGUUUUGAUUGUCUGAGCGAUUGAUGUAGAUGAUGUUAUUUUUGAAGGAUGCAAGUGGCCUGUCGAAGAGCACAAAAGAAUUAGAUAGUAUACUUUUAUUGUGUCAUUGCUAUCUCAAGUAAUCGGUGAUCAUUCGAAGUACUCGCCUUCAUGUAAGCGUUUUUAAGAGCUUCAACUGUAAUGCUAGUGCAGUGUACUUCCAAUUUUGGCAAAAAUUUAAAGUUUGCAGUAGUUUGUACUCGCCUUCCUGUAAGCAUUUUUAAGAGCUUCAACUGUACUGCUAGUGCAGUGUACUUCCAAUUUUGGCAAAAAUUUAAAGUUUGCAGUAGUUUGUUUUGUUUCAAAAGUUUUUUUGACAUGAAUCACAACCGGCAGGGCCAAUUACCAAAAUAAAAAAGGUCAAUGUCGUGUAAAGAAAAGUAAGACAAUGGUAGUGUUAGAGAUAUGGUAGCUCCAUCUGGUUAGAAAUGGAGGAAUAAUUAUCAAUUUUAUUAGAGUAAGAUAAAGUCUUUUCAAUCAUUAGUCUCAGAAAUAUCAUCAGAUAUGAUCGAUGAUGUGGGGAAAUUGUGAAUGAAAACAAGUACUAGUUUGGGCUUCCAACUGUAAGAUGAAUAAUUAAAUAAACUAGGUAUACCUAUCAA
This is a messenger RNA of Pocillopora verrucosa, 1715 nucleotides long. The record is from RefSeq and is a predicted model, not a curated record. NCBI's taxonomy places the organism in Eukaryota, Metazoa, Cnidaria, Anthozoa, Scleractinia, Pocilloporidae.